GCUAACAGAUGAUUAUUUGCUAUUGUAGUUGUUGCGAAACGAGCAGAAUUUAAUUUUUAGGAGUAAUCCGUCUUAAAUUAAUAAAACGCGGAAACCACCGGCAGUAAAACCUUCUUCGCCCACACCAAAAAUUUCGAACGUACGGGCGUUACGUGAGGCCGGAGUUCCGUGGUUACUAGUAUUUCAAAAACUCAAUGUAUCUUACGUGCAGAAAAUCGAUUUUUGCCAUAACAGCGGUUUUUGGUCGACGGUUGGCACCAAUAAAUAACCUUUUCGCCAUCGGACUCGACUAAAUCGCACUUAUUUCGCACAGGUCAAGUGCAGUGAGGACCAGCAUUUCAGUAUCACAUCGAUCGAUCGGAACACUAAGCAAACCCAAAAUGACGAUUGCCGAGAGUUCGCAAAAGUCUGUAACCAUAAAGCCCGAGAGCAUGGAGCCGAUUCUGAGGCUAAACAACAUUGAAAAGUCGCUGCAAGACACGCGGGAUUACCGAGGAUUGCAACUGGAGAACGGCCUGAAAGUCCUGCUGAUCAGCGAUCCCAAGACAGAUGUCUCAGCGGCAGCUUUGUCCGUGCAAGUGGGACACAUGUCCGACCCUACAAAUCUGCCUGGAUUGGCCCACUUCUGCGAGCACAUGCUUUUCCUGGGCACUGAGAAGUAUCCGCACGAAAAUGGCUACACCACAUACCUUUCACAGAGCGGUGGAAGCAGCAAUGCAGCCACCUAUCCCCUGAUGACUAAGUACCACUUCCAUGUGGCGCCAGAUAAACUGGAUGGAGCUCUGGAUCGCUUUGCUCAGUUCUUCAUUGCGCCCUUGUUUACGCCCAGUGCCACAGAGCGGGAAAUCAAUGCGGUAAAUUCGGAGCACGAGAAGAACCUGCCCAGCGACCUGUGGCGCAUUAAACAGGUGAACCGUCACCUGGCAAAGCCGGAUCAUGCCUACAGCAAGUUCGGCAGCGGCAACAAAACCACGCUCUCGGAAAUUCCCAAGUCCAAGAACAUAGAUGUGCGGGAUGAGCUCCUCAAGUUCCACAAGAAAUGGUACUCCGCCAACAUAAUGUGCCUGGCUGUUAUUGGAAAAGAAUCGCUGGACGAACUGGAGGGCAUGGUUUUGGAGAAGUUCUCCGAAAUUGAAAACAAAAAUGUCGAGGUCCCCGAUUGGCCACGUCACCCCUACGCCGACGAGCGCUACGGACAAAAGGUUAAAAUUGUGCCUAUUAAAGACAUCCGAUCGCUGACGAUAAGCUUUACUACAGACGAUUUGACGCAGUUCUACAAGUCGGGCCCCGACAACUAUCUAACCCAUCUCAUUGGCCACGAGGGCAAGGGAAGCAUUCUAUCCGAACUGCGACGACUAGGCUGGUGCAAUGAUCUAAUGGCCGGACAUCAGAAUACGCAAAACGGCUUUGGUUUCUUUGAUAUUGUGGUCGAUCUGACACAGGAGGGAUUGGAGCACGUCGAUGACAUUGUCAAAAUCGUGUUUCAGUAUCUGGGAAUGCUCCGUGAAGAGGGACCCAAGAAAUGGAUCUUCGACGAGUGUGUAAAACUCAACGAAAUGCGAUUCCGGUUUAAGGAGAAGGAGCAGCCGGAGAACUUGGUCACGCACGCCGUUUCAUCCAUGCAGAUAUUCCCCCUUGAGGAGGUACUUAUCGCUCCAUACUUGAGUAACGAAUGGCGGCCGGACCUGAUCAAAAGCUUGCUGGAUGAGCUAGUUCCUUCGAAGAGCCGCAUAGUUAUGGUGAGCCAGAGUUUUGAGCAGGAUUGCAAUCUAGCCGAGCCUUACUACAAAACAAAAUACGGCGUGGAGCGCGUGGCCAAGGAUACAGUGCAAAAAUGGGAGAACUGUGAUCUUAACGAGAACCUGCGACUGGCACUGCCAAACAGCUUUAUACCUACGAAUUUCGACAUUUCCGAGGUACCGAGCGAUGCCCCCAAACAUCCCACAAUCAUUUUGGAUACCCCUAUUUUGAGGGUGUGGCAUAAGCAGGACAAUCAGUUUAAUAAACCGAAGGCGUGCAUGACCUUCGACAUGUCCAAUCCGAUUGCAUACCUGGAUCCCCUGAACUGCAAUCUUAACCAUAUGAUGGUUAUGCUACUAAAGGAUCAGCUAAACGAGUACUUGUACGAUGCGGAACUAGCCAGUUUGAAGCUAAGCGUUAUGGGAAAGACCUGCGGCAUCGAUUUUACCAUUCGUGGUUUCAGUGAUAAACAGGUUGUGCUGCUUGAAAAGCUUUUAGACCACCUGUUUGACUUCUCCAUCGAUGAGAAACGAUUUGACAUCCUGAAGGAGGAGUACGUACGUUCACUGAAAAACUUUAAGGCUGAGCAACCCUACCAGCAUUCCAUCUACUAUUUAGCUCUGUUGUUAACUGAAAAUGCCUGGGCGAAUGUGGAGCUCUUAGACGCUAUGGAACUCGUUACCUACGAUAGAGUGUUGAAUUUUGCCAAGGAGUUCUUUCAACGACUGCACACUGAGUGCUUUAUUUUUGGCAACGUGACCAAGCAACAGGCUACUGACAUCGCAGGUCGAGUCAACACGCGACUGGAGGCUACUAAUGCAUCGAAGCUUCCCAUUUUAGCAAGGCAAAUGCUAAAGAAGCGGGAGUACAAGCUGCUUGCAGGCGACAGCUACUUAUUUGAGAAAGAGAACGAGUUUCACAAGAGCUCUUGCACCCAGCUUUAUUUGCAGUGCGGCGCACAAACGGAUCACACAAACAUAAUGGUCAACCUGGUUUCCCAGGUACUUUCCGAACCUUGUUACGAUUGUCUGCGUACAAAAGAGCAGCUUGGCUACAUUGUGUUUAGUGGAGUGCGUAAGGUGAACGGAGCCAACGGCAUUCGUAUCAUCGUGCAGUCAGCGAAGCAUCCGUCCUUUGUAGAGGAUCGAAUUGAGAACUUUUUACAAACGUAUCUGCAAGUAAUUGAGGAUAUGCCCUUGGACGAGUUCGAGCGACACAAGGAGGCUUUGGCCGUUAAGAAGCUGGAAAAACCCAAGACCAUAUUCCAGCAGUUCAGCCAGUUUUAUGGCGAAAUAGCAAUGCAGACGUAUCACUUUGAAAGAGAAGAGGCUGAGGUGGCCAUACUAAGAAAGAUAAGCAAGGCCGAUUUUGUGGACUACUUCAAGAAAUUCAUUGCUAAGGAUGGCGAUGAGCGACGUGUGCUGUCCGUUCACAUUGUGUCCCAGCAAACCGACGAGAAUGCCGUGACCGAUGCGGAACCAGUGGAGGUCACAAACAUGGACCGCCACAAACCGAUCAGCGAUAUUGUUACAUUCAAGUCGUGCAAGGAAUUGUACCCCAUCGCACUGCCAUUCCUGGACAUCAAAGCGAAGGGAGCACGCAGCAAGCUGUAAAUUGGAAAUCGAGAUACGGAAUUCUUUUUAAUUAGCACAUGGUUAUGGUCUCUCUUUGUUUUAAUUGCCCAACCGGAUACAAACGUUGUUUUGUCACUCACAAAUAUAAAAGAAUCUGUAUCAAGA
Drosophila ficusphila is the source of this 3479-nucleotide messenger RNA. It is a transcript of the gene Ide, whose product is annotated as insulin-degrading enzyme. Gene Ontology annotation, molecular function: metalloendopeptidase activity; metal ion binding. Gene Ontology annotation, biological process: peptide catabolic process. The coding region runs from base 381 to 3353 and encodes 990 amino acids. The transcript is spliced from 13 exons. Gene Ontology annotation, cellular component: cytosol; mitochondrion. The record is from RefSeq and is a predicted model, not a curated record. NCBI's taxonomy places the organism in Eukaryota, Metazoa, Arthropoda, Insecta, Diptera, Drosophilidae.